Plutella xylostella (diamondback moth) is the source of this 1415-nucleotide messenger RNA. RefSeq names its product RAS oncogene family member Rab4 (gene Rab4). The record is from RefSeq and is a predicted model, not a curated record. Gene Ontology annotation, biological process: Rab protein signal transduction. NCBI's taxonomy places the organism in Eukaryota, Metazoa, Arthropoda, Insecta, Lepidoptera, Plutellidae. Gene Ontology annotation, molecular function: GTP binding; GTPase activity.
UGCUGUUUGGAAUUUGGAUUUUUGUUUUUUGUUGAAUUUUUUGAAAAAUUCUAGUGUUUCAGUAGCAGAUUCUGGCUUAACAAUUCCGAAAGUUGCAAAGGUGAUGGCCAAGUUCUAAAAGGAUCUACAAAUAGCAUCAUGUCUGAAAAUUACGAAUACUUAUUCAAAUUCCUCGUUAUUGGUAGCGCUGGAACUGGGAAGUCCAGCCUUUUGAACAACUUCAUUGGCAACAAAUUUAAAGAGGACAGGUGCCACACCAUAGGUGUAGAGUUUGGCUCCAAAAUUGUGAAUAUUGGAGGAAAGUCCACAAAACUCCAAAUAUGGGACACGGCUGGACAGGAGAGGUUCCGUUCUGUCACGCGGUCAUACUACCGAGGAGCCGCCGGGGCGCUGCUGGUGUAUGACGUCACCUCCAGGGACUCUUUCAAUGCUCUCUGCAACUGGCUCCGAGACGCCCGCACGCUGGCCAGCCCCAACAUAGUCAUCCUUCUUGUUGGGAACAAGAAAGACUUAGAAGAGUCUAGGGAAGUCACAUUCAGUGAAGCCAGCCAGUUCGCUGAGGAAAAUGAGCUCAUGUUUUUGGAGACUAGUGCAAAAACUGGUGAGAAUGUUGAGGAGGCCUUCUUGAAGUGUUCCAAGACCAUAUUAGCAAAGAUAGAGACGGGGGAGCUUGACCCAGAGCGGAUAGGCUCCGGUAUCCAGUAUGGAACUAGCUCCUCUAAGCGACUCACAGCUCCGAAGAAACCUGCCCGGACUCCGUCUGAAUGUGCCUGCCGGCUCUAAAGUAAGUUCCCACCUUAGUAUCUCAUUUGUACCAAUAUUUAAGCUAUUUAAGUUAAGUUAGGCACUAUAUUAUAUUUACAAAUAUUUAUAAUGAUGAAUAUGAUGAUUUCCUUCAAUGAUUACUGUGUUUCACCAUACUAAAAGUUAUAAUAUGUUUUAAAAAACAAUUGCAUCUAGUGUUUUAGUGUGAAUUGAAGAGGUUAUCAACACUCAAAAACAAAGGUUAAUGUAUUAGUAGAUAAUGAUUUGUGCAAUAAAUAAGAAGUGACCUUUAAUUAUCUCUAUUUAAACUACGCAAAAAUUCAGUAUAAACAUUAGGUAUAUUUAGUACAGGAGUACAGCACACUAUUUAAUUUCGAUGGAAAAUAGUAUUUUCUGUAGUAAAUAAUCAUCUGAUAGUUUUUAAGACAACUCUUGUUAUUUAUAUCUGUGUAAGCACAUUAUUUUGUAAACAUGCACUUGUGUUCAUGACAAUACAAAUUAAUAUGACUAUUUCUCUCUUAACAAACCCUUAAUAAAUAACAGUAAAACAAAAACUUUCUUUUUUAUACAAAUUUAUUCAUAUAAGUAAUAAGAAUAAGUAACAUUGCUUACAGCUUCACUUAAAUAAAAGACAAUGUGUAAAAACAAAA